AUGGACGAGAAAUGCGCCACAGUGGUGCCUUCAUCAGGGAAAGGGGAAGCAGUCCCGGUAACCAGUGCAGAGCAUGCAAUGCCGGAAGAUGAUCCCAAUGGAAACGUGAAUCCGGAGGGCGUUUUCAAGCCGCGCUGGGGACCGCGUCAUGCCGGUGCGAAGCAGCUGGCAGCGCUUUACAGCCGCGAAAAACGUCUGCAGGAGAUCAUUUCGACAGCGAUUGGUGUGGCCCAGCUUUUCAUCAUCCUGUUCCUGUUAUUACAGCGAUUCACGCUUACAACGCUGCCUUCGGUGAUUCUCUCUGCGUUUCUUGGUAUUGUAACUGCAGAUUUUCUAUCCGGUCUCGUGCACUGGGCCGCUGAUUCGUUCGGUACCGUCGACACAUUCAUUGGCAAGCAUUUCAUUCGGUCAUUUCGUGAGCACCACGUGGACCCGACUGCAAUAACACGCCACGAUUUCAUUGAGUGCAAUGGCGAUAACUUCCUGUUGAUAAUACCAAAAUUCACGCAUGUCAUCUAUCAGCAUGCCACACUUUCAGCUUCAGAACUGGACUCGCUGACCACUUUUCACUGGUUUUAUCUCCUCCUUGGCAUCUAUGUUGCGCUCACCAAUCAGGUACCGCUUUUCCUUUCUUUCAGCAAAUCACCUCCCGCGCAGGAUAAAGCCUGGUCAUACUUCUGUUUGACAUUCCACUGCGAAGCAUAUGCCUAA
Messenger RNA from Gongylonema pulchrum, 711 nucleotides. The record is from the annotation of a GenBank genome assembly. Lineage: Eukaryota; Metazoa; Nematoda; Chromadorea; Rhabditida; Gongylonematidae.